Mytilinidion resinicola is the source of this 535-nucleotide messenger RNA. RefSeq lists its product as uncharacterized. NCBI's taxonomy places the organism in Eukaryota, Fungi, Ascomycota, Dothideomycetes, Mytilinidiales, Mytilinidiaceae. The transcript has 3 exons. The record is from RefSeq and is a predicted model, not a curated record. The coding region runs from base 147 to 443 and encodes 98 amino acids.
CAUACAUUUUGAUCAACUCGCUCCCCAAUUCGACGACCGAGUUCACGAACGAGUUCCCUCAACUUGGUCGGCAACUCGCCCAUCGAGUUCCGCGUCGAGUUGUGAACUUGAUGCCAAGACAUCGGACCGAACGGUAACUCGUCCCGAUGCCACCCCACCGAGUUCGUGUAGCGCCAAGCCUCGUCCAUCCGUUCUUUGCCUGGCACUUCCCGUCCCAUCAAUUAUCUGCAUGCCCUGCUGUCCUUGACUGGUUCAUAACACCCCAUCUUAUGUACAUAUCCGAUCAGGCACCAUUAGCCCAGGCGCGUGAUUUGCCACGAGGUGGCGACCUGCACAUGCGCCAAACCAAGCACGUGCCCAACGAGCCCAAAUUGCUAAGGUACAUAUUACAAGUCAAACAAAAUACCCUUGGUUCCGGAAGGAGGACGUCCUUCAACUUUUGAGCAAUUCAGAACCUGCGCAUAUGUCGAUACUUUUACAAUCAGUGUACUCUAUCUCUUCGCACGCUGAUUUACGUCCACAGUUAUCGAUAAGG